Molecule: messenger RNA, 408 nt
Organism: Rangifer tarandus platyrhynchus (Svalbard reindeer)
Lineage: Eukaryota; Metazoa; Chordata; Mammalia; Artiodactyla; Cervidae
Source: the annotation of a GenBank genome assembly
AUGGUUAGCUGGGACCUGGAGACUCCAAACGGGGCAGCCACCGUCCCGGGCGGGGCCCUGUGGGAUCGUUCGCACCAAAGAGCCCUGCUCGAGGGGGGAGUGAGAAACAGAAAUAACAAGGGCAAGCACAUUUUCCACCAAGGAGGCUGGACGUCUGCCUCCCUCCGCAGCCCGCUCGCCUCCCCUUCCGAGCCAGCCAGCUCCUGCAGCACCCCUGCACCCCACCACCCCCGGCCCCCUGCCAAGGGCAAGGUGAGGCUGAGAGCAGCGUGGCACCUGUCAGCACCAGAGCCAGGCCCGCAGGGCUCCGGACACACGCGCCACUGCCCCCGCGGCCUCCCGGGGUCCUGGCUGAGGCUGGGGCUUGGUGACACCAUCGGAGGUCCCUCCUGGGAACAGAGGCCCUGA